GGUUUCGCUUAUUUUUAGCCCCAUUUGCGACCGCAGAACACUUUGAGCGGCCGUCCCGAACGGUUCCCCAAUCGUGCUGCUCGCCGCGUGCGUGACGUGUUGUUAGUGUGAGAGAAUUUUCCAUCUUUAGGGGCCCCUAGUUAGCGAUCAGUUUUCCAUCAGAUUCGAUACUUUCAGUGUUUUUUUUUUGCGGGAAACUGUUUGUUAAUUACAGUGCAAAGUGUCGAUAAUUCCGAUUCCGAUGAGUUUGUGAAUGAAAUCGAGCGAGAAGGUUUCAAACGCUUGCCGCAUUCAGUAAGAGGGGUCAUAUUUCGUGAGCACUGACGAAGGCAUAUGCGGCAAUGUGAAAAUUCGGGAGCGAGCAGCAAGUCCGACCCUGUGUGGCGAGCGUGAGCGUGGAAAAUUAUUUUUACCCCGAUCCCCGUGUGUGUCGGUUCGUUCGGUGUCUGUGCUAGUGCGUGGGACAGUUGGCCAACGGGGAACAUCGUGUCACAUCGCCCUACAGGAAUAGCUCGAUUGGUUUGGGUUUUUUUUUGCGUGGUGGUGUCUGGUGACUCUUGUGGUGAAUAAAUCCGCGUGCGUGCGAAUAUGGAUGCGCCCGGGAGCGGUGCAGUGCCGGUAGUGGCGAGACGGCGUCGUAGGGCAGCACGGCAGCUGCGUGAAUCAACGCCGGAUCCGGCACGCGAUGGAAGCGUUGGAAGUCAAUCGAACUCUUGCGAUGAUCGGGAGAGUGGUUCCGAAUCGGCCCGGGGGGGUGGUCGCAGCACGGUCGACAGCAGUCCGUCCUCUUCGAAGAAAAGUUUGAUCGAGCGAGCGUUCGAGUACGGGAGCUCGCAUCGGAAUAAAAUUCUAGCCCGAAAGGAGAAGAAACUGUCCAGCACCGUUGGGCCGAGAAGUCGAUCGGUGCCGCGGGAUGAGGGCGAUGUACCGAGCAGCCCCGAGAUAUUCUCACUGUUGCGACGGGCGAAGCGAAGUCUGUCGGCGGCACGCAAACCGAAAACCGACGACUCUAGCGAUGGCGGUCGCAUCUCCGACACGGAGGUCCGCAAACGCCGUGAACGUAUUGAACGAUUCCAGAGUGAACGAUCGCGCGAAAAUACCGACGGAAACACAGCUAGUCCGCUGCAAGCGAACCUGCAACGAUUCAACGAAGAACGGCGCAAAUUCGAGCUGGAAAAGUUAAAAUUCUUGCAGGAAAAGCGUGAGCUGGAUCGAAUGCGACUGAGGCGCUUUGAGAAGUACCGUGAAGAGAUGCUCGAGGAGCAAAGCCGUAAGCUGAAGGCGAAAUUGCAAGAAGAGCGGGCCAAGAGCAUCGAAGCUACACCGUUGCCACCGCUUGCACCGUCCGUUGCGCACAGGAGUCGCACACCAACGCGUCCAGCCGAUAGUUUGUCCCCGGUGGUGGGUAAGAAGAAGAUCUUGAUCGUACCGAAGACACGCUCCUCUAGCCGGUCCGCAUCGACCAGUGAAGAUGAGGGUCGCCUGUCGUCCGAUGAGGAGAAGAAACAAACGAUCCGGCGUCGGUUUUCCCCGCGGAAACCGAAACGACCGCGUUCGUCUAAGCUUGAGCCGGGUGCUAGACGUGCCCAACCGCGUACGGAUGGGAUAACAUCGCCCGAGUCGGAGCUGCCAUCGGAUUUCCAGCCGGAAGAGAACGAGAAGCUAGCGAGGCAUGACUCUCCGGUGGCGAAGGAACCUGAGAUGGUGAUCACUCACAGACGAGUGGCAGCGGGAGAGGAGGAUCAAGAGGAAAAGAAGGACCCUGAAGAGGUAGUCGCACCAUCAAAAGCAACCCUCGUGGAGGACUCGAAAACUGAUGAUGCUCCGGAAGUUAAUGGAAAGCUUGAGGCAAAGCAGGAGAAAGAAUUGGACCAGGAAACAACUCGAGAGGAAAAUGGCCUUAAGGUUCGACCACGACGAAGACCUCUCGUACUGUACGUAGAACAGCCAGGAGAAGUCUUCACCUGGAGACAAAUCUUCCACGAAUGGUACGAGAUGUGGCAGGACUUCCUGGACGAUCAGACGGAGGAAGUCAUCCGGAUACGCAUUCAAGUGAACCAUUGCCUGUUCUACUUCGCCGUAAUGGUUCUGCUGUGCGGUGUGGGAGGCAUCGCUUUCCGGCUGACCGAGGGUACGUUCGAGUCGCAGUACAAGUGUGGAGUGAAGCGCGUCAAACGGGAGUUCAUCGAUCAACUUUGGCUUUCCAGUCACAAUCAAAGGGAAGAGGACUGGAAGCUAUCGGCAAGGAAUCGUUUGCGAAAGUUUGAGGAAGAGCUCCAGAUUGCGUUCGAGGCGGGCAUGAAGUCGUACAGUGGCAACACGGCGUGGAACUUUGUAAACGGCGUUAUCUACUCGCUUACGGUGGUGUCAACGAUUGGAUAUGGACACAUCUCACCAUCAACGACAACGGGUCGAGCACUGACUAUUCUGUACGCGAUCAUCGGCAUACCAAUCUUCCUGAUAGUGUUAGCCGACUUUGGCAAGCUCUUCACACGAGGUAUCAAGUUCAUGUGGGCCUAUGUGCGCCGUCUCUACUAUACCGGAUCGUUCCGCAAGGUUCGCAAGACGACUCAAGUUCAGGAAGUGAUGAAAGGCCUAAAUGUGGUGUACGAUAUGGUGAGGAGACCUAGUACUGACAACGAACUGCAGGGUGCCACGACCACAACAGCUAUCCCAGUACAGCAACCGCAACAGCCUACUCCACAACCACAACCGUUCCAAAGGCCACCGGCUGAACCGCAACCAGCAGCCGCCAGCACCGGCAUCGAGACGAUCCCCGUUCCGGACACACCAACCACACCCGUACCGGAAACGUUCGAAAUAGACGACGAGUUUAAUCUCCCAAUCUCGGUCGCGAUCGCCAUUCUGGUCGCGUACAUGCUGUUCGGUGCCAACAUCUACUGCCGGUGGGAAAACUGGAGCUUCUUCGAGGCGUUCUACUUUGUGUUCAUCUCGAUCUCGACGAUCGGGUUCGGUGACUACGUGCCGCAGCAUCCGAUCUACAUGAUGUGCAGCAUACUGUAUCUGAUCUUCGGACUCGCCCUUACCUCCAUGUGCAUUAACGUGGUGCAGCUGAAGCUGAGUGAUAGCUUCCGGCAGGCCAGUGCAAAGAUCGGUGCCACCAUUGGGCUGCAGAUGGCGGAAGCGGCCUCCCAACAUCAACAUUCACCCGUACACACACCGAUCGAGCUGGCCGCCGUCCACACCUCCACCCCAACCAGUGCGGUGAACGUGAGUCUCAAGGAAACGCCAACCCUGCCAGCACGACCGUCCAGCUCCGUACCGAAGCCGGAUAAGAAGGAGUAACCGUGCACCUAUCCGUCCCAUCUGAAGGCUUUCGUUGCUCGAAGGCACGCACGGAACAAACGCACAAGUACAAGUACCGGGACAAGUCCUGGACUCGGAGAGACCCCGGAACAAGGAUGGACGAUUACGAUGGAAAACGCAAGCGCUCUUAUACUCUUACCAUUUAGCUAGGACCUAUCUAACAAAGGGAAAACAAAUGCAUUAUUAAGCAUCAGCGACACGUGCGAGGUGUAAAAAUGUGGAGGGGAAGAUUGUUAUUUAAUGUUUAGUUUAAGGACGAACCGUUGAUAGCUCGAUGGAUGCUGCCACUCAUGUGAAAGGAGAGAUGUGAAUGACGGCUUCAGUCGGCUGUAGGAAUAAAACAAAAUGUACGCUCAAAAGCGGGAAAGCUUCCAGCUUUGCUAUUUAAAAGGGUUUUUCAAUUGCCUGGAAUGUGUAUGAUCGAUAAAUAAACGCUGAAAAAAAUACAUAUAUUUUAAAACGAA
This is a messenger RNA of Anopheles stephensi (Asian malaria mosquito), 3791 nucleotides long. Its product is annotated as potassium channel subfamily K member 18. Gene Ontology annotation, molecular function: potassium ion leak channel activity. Bases 589 to 3306 code for a protein of 905 amino acids. Gene Ontology annotation, biological process: stabilization of membrane potential; potassium ion transmembrane transport. The transcript is spliced from 5 exons. The record is from RefSeq and is a predicted model, not a curated record. Gene Ontology annotation, cellular component: membrane. Lineage: Eukaryota; Metazoa; Arthropoda; Insecta; Diptera; Culicidae.